AUGGCCGACGAAAAGCCGAAGGAAGAAGUCAAGACUGAAAACAACGACCACAUUAAUUUGAAGGUGGCAGGGCAAGAUGGUUCGGUGGUGCGAUUUAAGAUGAAGAGGCACACACCGCUUAGUAAACUAAUGAAAGUCUAUUGUGAACGACAGGACACACCUGCGCAGUUGGAAAUGGAGGAUGAAGAUCCAAUGGAUGUAUUCCAGCAGCAGACAGGCGGUGUUUACUAA
This is a messenger RNA of Dromiciops gliroides (monito del monte), 231 nucleotides long. Its product is annotated as small ubiquitin-related modifier 2-like. Gene Ontology annotation, cellular component: nucleus. The transcript has 2 exons. Lineage: Eukaryota; Metazoa; Chordata; Mammalia; Microbiotheria; Microbiotheriidae. Gene Ontology annotation, molecular function: protein tag activity; ubiquitin-like protein ligase binding. Gene Ontology annotation, biological process: protein sumoylation. Bases 1 to 231 code for a protein of 76 amino acids. The record is from RefSeq and is a predicted model, not a curated record.